CCUGUUAGUUCGGCGUCUUUGGCUGAUACCAAAGAAAAACAGCUUGAUCCCAGUAAGUUGAACGACGCCAUUGCUGCUGCUGGUGUCGAUAUCCAGCGAGAGGAAGAAUUGUUGACCAUACAGCAGACUCGUACUACUGAUGUUUCCAGAGAUCUUAGGCAGUUUUUGAGAUCUUCGAAACCCCCAGCAUUCUUGAAUCCGUACCAUGUAGCAUCUUUCAUGAAUAGAGUGGCCCGUGAGAAUGGAGUCCAGCAAAACUUUCUUCAGGACGGCGACCUCUUAGAGCUCAUGUCAGCUCUGUGCGAAAUGUGGUUGUCGUCCAUUUUGGGUAAGACCGUCUUGUUGUCGCGCCAUCGUCGUCGUGGUAUUCCACAGCCUACGAAUGCCAAAAACGGUAAAAAAGCGUCUAGCAACGCCAAUUCAGCUCCAAGAUCUGAAUUGUCAAAGGAGUUGAGAAACUUGGCAGUUAGACAGAAAGAGCUAGAAGAAAGAAGAAUCAGCAAGAGAAUAAUGUUGGGUUUGGAAAAAAAUGGUGCGGAUCCUGAUGGAGACCAAAACGGAGACUCCAAGGCUGGAGCUGAAGAGACUUUACACAGAGCUGCCAAUGCCACAGCAGCCAUGAUGACUAUGAAGACCGGUGUCAAGAAGUACUCAUGGAUGACAUCUACUUCGUCGGCUGGUGCUGAUACUGCCAAGGCUGGCGCGGAUACCGAAAAAGGAAAGCAGAGUGCUCUUUUGUCCGUGAGAGGUGACAAUGGCUUGAGAUUUAGAGAAAUCAGAUCAGGCAACACCAUCACCAUGAAGGAUAUCUUGGGAGCUAUUGAAGGCGAAAGAAUGGGAACGCAGAGGGCCAUCAUCAAAGGUUACGCCAAGUUGAAAGAUUAA
Scheffersomyces stipitis CBS 6054 is the source of this 885-nucleotide messenger RNA. RefSeq names its product Taf4p (gene TAF4). The transcript has a single exon. Gene Ontology annotation, cellular component: transcription factor TFIID complex. The record is from RefSeq and is a predicted model, not a curated record. Gene Ontology annotation, biological process: transcription initiation at RNA polymerase II promoter. The annotation marks the transcript as partial. Lineage: Eukaryota; Fungi; Ascomycota; Pichiomycetes; Serinales; Debaryomycetaceae. Gene Ontology annotation, molecular function: DNA binding; RNA polymerase II general transcription initiation factor activity.